Messenger RNA from Thecamonas trahens ATCC 50062, 1164 nucleotides. RefSeq names its product STE/STE7 protein kinase. The coding region runs from base 57 to 1148 and encodes 363 amino acids. Lineage: Eukaryota; Apusomonadida; Apusomonadidae. Gene Ontology annotation, molecular function: ATP binding; MAP kinase kinase activity. Gene Ontology annotation, biological process: MAPK cascade; protein phosphorylation. The record is from RefSeq and is a predicted model, not a curated record. The transcript has a single exon.
GUGGUGGGAGUGGCGGUGCCGACGUGCUGCUACAGCCGCUGAUUGCGCACAAGCGGAUGGGGCUCAAGGCAAGGCGGGCACGCGGGCAUUUGCAGCUCAAGCCGACCACGCUGGCUGGGACCAAGCCGAUGCGGUCCGCGACGUCGCCCGAAGCGACCGUGGCAUCGCUGCUGGAUGCGGUGGCGCGCGGGCGCGGUAAGGAUGGAGAGGCCGGCAAAGGCGGCGGGAAGGUCCAGGUUGUUCUGGCGGAUCUGGUGGACGACGGCGUGCUCGGCGAGGGCGCGCAGGGCUUUGUCACCCGCGUGGUUCACGAGCCGACCGGCGUGGUCAUGGCGGUCAAGCACAUUCGGCUCGAUCCGACGUCAGAGACGGAGCCGGAGACGCGGGCCAAGCGGGCUAAGCUUGUUACCGAGGUCAAAACAUACCUCACCGCCGAGUGCAUCAACAUUGUGUCGUCGUACGGCACGUUUGUGGACGAGGGCAUGAUCAAGAUUGUCCUCGAGUACAUGGACGGCGGCUCGCUGCUGAGCCACCGGGCAGCGGUGGCUGGCGAGACGAACGAGGUGAAGAUGCAGCUGCUAGCAGCCGUCGCCCACCAGAUUGUCAACGGCCUGGACUAUCUCCAUGCCGAGCGGCACCUGGUCCACCGCGACCUCAAGCCCGAGAACAUCCUCCUCUCGUCCGACGGGACGGUCAAGAUCACCGACUUUGGCGUUUCCAAGGAGGUCGAGUCGACGCUCGCCAACUGCAACACAUUUGUCGGCACGCUCACCUACAUGUCGCCGGAGCGCAUCGACACGCUACGCGCCGUUGCCGGCUACAACUACGCCGCUGACAUCUGGUCGCUCGGCAUCAUCCUUGUCGAAUGCGCCAUUGGCAAGUACCCGUACCCGGCCACCAACCCGGAGCAGCUGCUGGACCACAUGAACCUCGUGUGCGAGUCAGACCCGCCGCUUGACUCGUGGCUGCCGCCGUCGUCGACGCCGGGACCCUUUCGCGACUUUGUCGCCCGCUGCCUCGUCCGCGAUCAAACCGCCCGCGCCACCGCCGCCGAGCUCGCUGCCCACCCGUUCCUCACCGGUCGUGACCCCAACUUUGACCUCUCGCAGUGGGUCCGCGACCAGAUUCUUCCCGCGAGCUCGCUGUAAAAGCCAAUCACAGCUA